UCGGUUUCGUUGCGGCACGAAUCGCAAGAAGUGUUCGAUAGUUCGAUAUUUCAGUUACCAAACAAUGGACCAAGAACGGUUAACACAGCUGCCAAUGUCCCGCAUCAAAACGGUCAUGAAGACAUCGCCGGACAUGGGAAACAUUAACCAGGAAGCCCUGUUUUUGAUGUGUCGUGCUGCGGAGAUGUUCAUUGAGCACCUGGCCCACCGCGCACACAACUCGGAACGCAAGACACUAGACUACUCGGAUCUAGCCAAAUAUGUGGAGAAAGAGGACGCGCUGGAAUUUCUGCAGAUCGUCCUGCCGCAAAAAAUUACCGUGAGGGAGUACAAAGAGCUGAUGGCCCAGAGGGCGGCGGAAGCCGAAAUGGGCAGCGAGGAAGAGGAAGAGGAGGGCUCGUCGGAGGCAUCUGCGGCCGCUGGGGAGGACGAUGGGGUUGACGAGGUGAUCGAACUCGACGAUGACGAUUUGGUGGAGGUUCAACUGAAAAGUGACCCCGAGAUCGAGAGCCUAGACUCGGCGUCGUCCAGCGGAGAAAGCGGCAGUGUCAUCUCGAUCGAUUCCAGCUCGGACGAGAAGGAAAAUUCCAAAAACGUCAGCAAUAAGAAGUCACCGGUGAAGCACAAAACAGGUGACUCUCCGUAACCCACGGACCGGGGCCGGCCCGCAGCUAGGCUGGUGCUUGAACAGGGCAACCUUAGUGUAUGGUUCAGGAGGACAUUUUAAAUCGAUUUAAUUUCUAAGCAGUCCCAUCCAUACAAUGUCUCGUAUAGGUAAUAGUGUUUGUUUUUAAGCCAGUCGUUUCGUUUGGUGAUACGGAAAUGGAUCGAUACUGAGCCUGGGCUGAACUGAAACUCCGUACAACCACCGAUUAAUAGUCAGUUAGUUUAGUGGUUUUUGUUUUGUCUGUAAAUAAGCCCUACGCAGUGUAUUUAUCUGGGGUUUCAGUGAAACAUUUACUCUUGAUGGAGGACCUUUCCGACCACCGGCAGGGUGGGAAACAAAGUAAA
Anopheles bellator is the source of this 1011-nucleotide messenger RNA. It is a transcript of the gene Chrac-16, whose product is annotated as chromatin accessibility complex protein 1. Lineage: Eukaryota; Metazoa; Arthropoda; Insecta; Diptera; Culicidae. Gene Ontology annotation, molecular function: protein heterodimerization activity. The transcript is spliced from 2 exons. The record is from RefSeq and is a predicted model, not a curated record. Gene Ontology annotation, cellular component: nucleus; CHRAC. The coding region runs from base 65 to 646 and encodes 193 amino acids.